CACCGAAUAAAUCGCCAUGGAACGGAGUCAUCUUUAUUUGCCCACCCUGAGCUACGCGGCCAUGGGUCACGUAUACGCACCGUAUCACGGAAGCAGCUCACCUGCACUAUCAACAGCAUCGUCAACAUCAUCGAAGCCGGAGCAGAUCGAAGAGCUGGUGUCCCAGCAGCUGCAUCAUCUUAAGAUGCACUACGCCGACGAGGAGCAACGCUACGUGGACCAGAUGCUCCUCGAGAAUCCCAUUGUUGUGGAGCGCCGUGCACCGCCGCCGCUGAAAACGGAGCUGGCCAUGGAUUGCCGCGGAUCGGGUUCCGGAUCAGGUUCCGGUUCUGGUUCGGAUGUCAAGGAUGCCCAGCGCCAGAGAGCCGAGUCGUGCCGCAAAUCCCGCUACAACAACAAGAUCAAGAAGGCCAAGCUGCGCUUCCGGCACAAAUUCGUCAGCGGGCAGCUGAAGAAGAGCGCCGUCAUGUUGGACACGAUGCGGGAUGUGAUUGCCCAGGCGGAGAGGCAGCUGCUCGAGCGGGGAUUCCCCGCCGCCACCCUCGAGCGGAUGCGGGCCACCUUCGGCCUGGAAAUGGAGCAGUGAUAUCGUAGUUUAGUUACAUGUCCUGUAGGAACGGAUCCCUGACUAGUCCAGCAUUAGCCAUACCACUUUUUUUUCUUGUUGACUAUAUCUAGUAUCUAGUCUAAGCAUAUUAUUAAAUUUUU
Molecule: messenger RNA, 708 nt
Organism: Drosophila mauritiana
Lineage: Eukaryota; Metazoa; Arthropoda; Insecta; Diptera; Drosophilidae
Product: protein sisterless A
Exons: 1
Coding region: 17-586 (189 amino acids)
Source: RefSeq, a predicted model, not a curated record